Quercus lobata is the source of this 1107-nucleotide messenger RNA. Its product is annotated as GDSL esterase/lipase 2-like. Gene Ontology annotation, molecular function: lipase activity. Bases 1 to 1107 code for a protein of 368 amino acids. Gene Ontology annotation, biological process: lipid metabolic process. Lineage: Eukaryota; Viridiplantae; Streptophyta; Magnoliopsida; Fagales; Fagaceae. The record is from RefSeq and is a predicted model, not a curated record. The transcript has 5 exons.
AUGAGUUUAAGUUUCCAUUUCUAUAUCUUGGUUUUGUAUUUAUGCAUUAUCAUCCCAACCCAAUGCCUUGGUAGCAUCUGCCUGCCAAAGGAACAUGUUGCCUUAUUCAUUUUCGGGGAUUCAAUACUUGAUGCUGGAAACAACAAUUAUAUCAAUACCACUACUGAUCUCAAGGCAAAUUUCUGGCCUUAUGGGGAGACAUUCUUUAAGUAUUCCACUGGGAGACCUGAUGAUGGCCGUCUAAUUCCAGAUUUCAUUGCUGAGUAUGCAAACUUGCCGCUAAUUCCUCCAUAUCUACAUCCUGGUUAUAAUCGGUACAUUGAUGGGGCUAACUUCGCAUCAGCAGGAUCUGGUGCUCUUGAUGAAACUCGUCCAGGAUUGGUGAUAGACCUAAACACUCAACUUAAUUAUUUCAAGAACAUGGAGACUCUGUUGAGGCAAAAAAUAGGUGAAAAAGAAGCCAAAGAGAUGUUGUUCAAAGCUGUUUACUUAUUUAGCGUUGGAAACAACGAUUAUAAUAUCCUCUUUUCCACAAACUCCAGUGUGCUUCAAUCCUACUCUCGAGAAGAAUACGUAAAUAUGGUAAUUGGUAACUUGGCAAUUGUGAUCAAGGAAAUAUAUAAGAAAGGAGGAAGAAAACAUGUGUUCUUAAAUCUGCCCCCUUUGGGUUGUCUCCCGCUUGUGAAAGCAAUGACACCAGAAAAAGCCAAUCCAUGCGUGGAGGAAGUAACGUCAAUUACGAAACUACACAAUGAAGCACUUCCUAAAGCCCUUAAGAAGCUAGAGAGUGAACUGAAAGGACUCAAAUAUUCAAUAGCCGAUUUCUACACUUUUCUUAGUGAAAGAAUAGAUAAUCCUUCAAAAUAUGGUUUUAAAGAAGGGAAGAUUGCAUGUUGUGGAACUGGUCCAUAUAAUGGAAUUUAUAGUUGCGGAGGAAAGAGAGCAGAUGGUCCAAAGUACGAAUUAUGUAGGAACAUUAGUGACUAUGUGUUCUUUGAUGCUCCUCAUCCUUCCGAAAAAGCCUACCAGCAAUUCGCAGAGCUGAUUUGGAGUGGAAGUCCCAAUGUCAUACGACCUCAUAGUCUCAAAGAGUUGUUUGAUCACUGA